This is a messenger RNA of Gryllus bimaculatus (two-spotted cricket), 1200 nucleotides long. The record is from the annotation of a GenBank genome assembly. Lineage: Eukaryota; Metazoa; Arthropoda; Insecta; Orthoptera; Gryllidae.
AUGGAGGAGUAUAUGCGCACAUCCGCACGCCUACGCCACGACACCCCGGGCAACAAAACCGUGACGCUGGCGGGGGUGGUGCUAGCGGACGAGGCCGACCCUGCGGCGCCAAAAGUGACGCUGCGUUUCCCCAGCGAGCUGCGAAUGGAGGGCGAAGAGAAUGUGGAUGAUAAUUGGUCAACAGGUAGCAAUUUUCGGCGAUUCCAAUCCCCAGGGCCCCGCGACAAGGAAACACCCACUGGACCGUUCCCAAGCUACACGAAGGAGGGCUUCACGGCACUGCAGGCGCAGCUGUCGCGCGCGGUAACGAUGCUUUGCGCCAAACCACCGCGACGGCGCCGCCAUCUCUUGCACGGCGAGGCACCGCGUCGGCGCAGGCAGCUCUUACCAGCAGCUUUUGGGCCUAACUUCCGUUUGCGCCAGAUCAGCUACCCGCCGUAUGACGACGACGAGCUGCCCGCAUAUAUACCCGAACUUCUCAGCACUGUCUUAAUCAUCGGAUUCGUCGUGACCUUCGUUUUUACCACUAAAAGCCUUACGGAGGAGAAGGCGCGCCAGAUAAAGGAGACCUUGAAAAUAAUUGGUGUUCCUACAUCGCUUCACUGGAUCGCCUGGUUUAUAAAGACAAUGAGCUUGUUGCUCAUCACCAUGGUGUUAGUUGUGGUUAUUUUAAAAACACCAACGAGUAAUGGAGCAAUUCUUAAACACAGUUCGCUUAUUGUGGUGUUCAUAUUCUUUGUGUUAUUCGCAGCUGCUCUCACGUUCUUCGCCUUCAUGUUAUCUUCAAUCUUUUCUAACGAUGCUGGCCAGCAAUGGAAAAAUAUAUGGUCGAAUCCAACGUCGGAUUACCCGGUGGCUAUGGGAGUUGUUUGGCUCUUCCUCCUCUUGAAUUGCCUGAUGUACAUGCUCAUCACGCUGUACGUCGACGCCAUUCUCCCCGGAGAGUAUGGGAUGGCAAAGCCAUGGAACUUCCUCUGCCAGGCGGAUGGUGGCGGAGAGCGCGCGUCGCGUGUGCAGAAGUCGUUCUGGCGGCCGAAGCCGCCGGUGGAGGCGGUGGUGAACCCGCUCCCUCACGCUGCGGACAGGCGGAACGUGGAGGACGAGCCCACGGGCCUCAGGGCCGGCGUCCGCAUCAACGCCGUCUCCAAGGUACGAUUCCGCCCUUCAGCAAAGGAGGGUGUUUUCAAUGCACUGGCGUAA